GAGGGUAAAGGGAACAAAGCAGGUGGCUAAUGGGCUGUUUUUCUGUUUCAGUGGAGCAUGACAGAGAGUUUCACCAUCAGCGCUGCCACUACCGAGAGUUCAGGUUUGAUCUCUCCAGAAUCCCAGAGGGGGAAGCGGUGACGGCUGCCGAGUUCAGGAUAUAUAAGGAUUACAUCCGUGAACGCUUCGAUAACGAAACGUUCCAGAUUAGUGUCUACCAGGUACUCCAGGAGCACCCGGGAAGGGAUUCAGAUUUGUUCCUGCUCGACUCUCGAACAAUCUGGGCUGCAGAAGAAGGGUGGCUGGUGUUUGACAUUACUGCAACCAGUAAUCACUGGGUGGUGAAUCCCCAGCACAAUCUUGGCCUGCAGCUAUCCGUGGAAGGCAUUGAUGGGCAAAGCAUCAAUCCCAAACUGGCGGGUCUUAUUGGAAGGCACGGCCCGCAGAACAAGCAGCCAUUCACGGUAGCCUUCUUCAAAGCCACCGAGGUCCAUCUCCGUAGUAUUCGCUCCACGGGAGGGAAGCAAAGGAGCCAGAAUCGGUCAAAAACGCCAAAGAACCAGGAAGCUUUCCGGGUGUCGAACAUUGCAGAGAACAGCAGCAGCGACCAGCGACAAGCCUGCAAGAAGCACGAGCUCUACGUCAGCUUCAGGGACCUAGGGUGGCAGGACUGGAUCAUUGCUCCGGAGGGCUAUGCUGCAUAUUACUGUGAAGGAGAAUGUGCUUUCCCGUUGAAUUCAUACAUGAAUGCUACAAAUCAUGCCAUUGUACAGACACUGGUUCACUUUAUAAACCCAGAGACUGUGCCGAAACCCUGCUGUGCUCCUACACAACUCAAUGCCAUCUCAGUGCUCUAUUUUGAUGACAGCUCCAAUGUUAUCUUAAAAAAAUACAGGAAUAUGGUGGUACGAGCAUGCGGCUGUCAUUAGAUUUGUAGGGGGGGAAAAAAAAAAAGCUGUUAUUUGUUAGGAGUGGUUUUGUAUGGCUAUGUGGGGGUGGGGAAAAGGUUAGCACUCCAGCAAUGGUUUUAAAAAAAUCCCGAACAGUUUUUAGGACUGGGCUUCUGAAAGUUCAGACAAUGGAACAGUUUCUGGAUCUAAGUGGCAUUUGAACACAUUUUGUUUUAGUUUAUUACGGACAAUGAGCUUGUAAACUGAAACAAGCCAGAGAAACCAUUUAAAAUCAAAUCUGCCUACAAAAUUGGCUCCUACAAUACAUACUUUUGCAAAUUAGUCUUUCUGAAGAUUGCAAACUCACCAGUGUUGAUUGUGAGUUAAAAAAAAUAAUAAUCUAUCCAAGGCGAGAAUGUGCUGUGACUAAUAAGUAUGUGUAGUUCCUGUAACACAGUUUGAAAUAAAAUAAGUGAACAAAA
Molecule: messenger RNA, 1372 nt
Organism: Cariama cristata (Red-legged seriema)
Lineage: Eukaryota; Metazoa; Chordata; Aves; Cariamiformes; Cariamidae
Gene: BMP7
Product: bone morphogenetic protein 7
Exons: 6
Coding region: 30-929 (299 amino acids)
Biological process (GO): SMAD protein signal transduction
Cellular component (GO): extracellular region
Molecular function (GO): growth factor activity; cytokine activity
Source: RefSeq, a predicted model, not a curated record